Messenger RNA from Pieris macdunnoughi, 567 nucleotides. The record is from the annotation of a GenBank genome assembly. NCBI's taxonomy places the organism in Eukaryota, Metazoa, Arthropoda, Insecta, Lepidoptera, Pieridae.
AUGCUAAAGGUAAAGGACGAUGUAAUUAAAUUUUUGGAGAAAGAUGAAAACUCAAGAAUGUGCCCGGGGAAAAGAGACUAUCUUAAAUCCAAAGAUGGAAUAUGUAGAUUUCAAACUUUACCUGCUAAAACCUGGGCUAUCGAGAACGACAAACAAGAAGUGGUAACAGAAUUCGAACAAAUCUCUGAAACGUGGAGGUGCUAUUGCCAGUUAUUGUUCCUGGAUCCGCAGUCGCGACUGUCUAUAAGCACAGAACCAGAGCCAGAGAAUUUGGAAACAGACAUCCUUCUGUCCGAAGUAAGAACUGCCAUAAAAAACCUGAAAAGCAAAAUAGCAACUGGUAGAGAUGCAAUUCCUAUAAAGACAAUUAAAGCCUUAGGAGAACGUGGCGACCAGAUGUUUCAUCUCAUCUGCAAUAAGGUGUGGCAGACAGGAGUUUGGCCUUCGGAAUGGACACACACCAUAUUCACACCCCUGCACAAGAAGGGCUCAACGAAGAAAUGUAACAAUUACCGCCUCAUUGCUCUGAUACCACACGCUAGCAAAAUUGUUGUUACAUAUUCUUAA